Molecule: messenger RNA, 624 nt
Organism: Geosmithia morbida
Lineage: Eukaryota; Fungi; Ascomycota; Sordariomycetes; Hypocreales; Bionectriaceae
Exons: 1
Coding region: 1-624 (207 amino acids)
Source: RefSeq, a predicted model, not a curated record
AUGGAUUCUGCACCCCAAGAGAUAUACCCAGUGUAUACGCCGUUCUGGAAAGACAGAGAGUCGUACGGCGGUUACGUAGCCGUGUUCGCAUCACCGCCGCCACGGCCAGCAACAAGUUACGGCCAGCAAAAACAAUCCAACAGCAGCCCUGCCACACGCAGCUAUUCCUUCGGUCAACACUCCCCAGCUUCGAGCCCUGAAUACAAUGCGACCAGCCCAACGGUCCUUGUCGACGAGAGAGCAUUCACACCUAGAGUCGGAGACGGACAGGGUACGCGCGUCGGGUCGACCUCCGGGAGCGCCGAAUACGACAGUGCCGCAGUACUCACACCACCGUCGUCAGCGAACGUCUCGGAAUGGACAAGACGUGAUCCAGCCUACCGCGAGAAACUCGUCGAGGGUUUCAGAACAACAGAAGAGGAGAAACAGUUUCUGAUUGAGAAGGUGGCGGAGAAGCAGGAGGAGGGGCAGCCUACGGAUCUGUCGGAUGGUAUCGGACAAGAAUCUACGGGCGUCGUUGGAAAGUCUCCUGAGCUCAGCCUGCAAGAACUGGAGAAUGCGGUUUGGAGUUCGUUUGAUACUUUUGUGUAUUGCGCGUUUGGCGGUGCCAAGGUUCAGGUAUGA